UACUCAAAUUGAUGAGACUUUCAAACUAAUCAAGCCUGAAGUUGAUGAAAUAAUAAAGCAAAAGCAAAAAGAAGAAUAUAAAGGACAAUUGACCCAAAUUAAUGAAGCAAAAUCAACAUAUCUAGGACUACA
Messenger RNA from Ambispora leptoticha, 132 nucleotides. Lineage: Eukaryota; Fungi; Glomeromycota; Glomeromycetes; Archaeosporales; Ambisporaceae. The record is from the annotation of a GenBank genome assembly.